Vespula pensylvanica (western yellowjacket) is the source of this 524-nucleotide messenger RNA. RefSeq lists its product as uncharacterized. The record is from RefSeq and is a predicted model, not a curated record. Lineage: Eukaryota; Metazoa; Arthropoda; Insecta; Hymenoptera; Vespidae. The coding region runs from base 26 to 472 and encodes 148 amino acids. The transcript is spliced from 3 exons.
AUUUGCGCCAUUUUAAGAGGAAUUAAUGGUGUUUUGGAAGGAAAGAAAAAAAACAUUCGUUGCGAUCUUAUUUAUAGAAAACAAAAUGGUGGUCUCGCAUCGUGAAAGUAAUAUAUCAUCAAACAUACGUGCGAUAAUCGAACAAUUGAAUUUAAAUCCGGUCGAAGGAAGAAGAUUGAUAGAUCGAACUAAAGAAGAUAAUACGGUUAGAUGUAAAAAUUAUCAAGGGAUCCAAUCGAGUGUCCCCAAGAUCACAAUAGGUGUUUACGGUUGUAAAGAAAGGAUCGAUUACGAGUUACCUGGUUCAAUAAGAUCUAAUAAUUAUAAGAUCGAUGAUCGAUCUAGAUCUAAAUUACCGGAAGGGAGACAGAAAAUCCCUUUGGUUCCUCAACGAAGUCAUUGCAAAAAGAAGGAGAACGUGUACCGUAGGCACAGCACCUGCAACCGGUUUCGAACGAUCGCGGUUAAGUGACUUGACGGCAACCGUUAUACCGUUAUAACACACACAUACAUAUACACCCAUA